CUUCAGUCCACCUUGGCCACCGGAGAGUCCGGUGAACUGGGACAGGAAAGGAGUUGAGAAGCAACUUCAUUCCUUUGAAUCAAAAGACGGAGGCUGGGGAAAGGGAACCUCAAGCUGCUUAGAUCCGGUUCAAACAUUCUCAACUUGGCCUCCAUCACUCGUCUCGGCUCACGAUCGCGGAUGUGAAGUCAACUGGGUCGUAGACUCCCCAAGAUGGACAGAAUCCAGCCUCGGAACGCGGAGGAGCGGGUGCAAGAGGUCCAGCUAGCAGAGGAAAGACAGGACCCAGCAGUGGAAAAGAGCAGAGACAAGGUUGCAGGCCUUGAAUGUGACAAAGCAGAAACAAUGGACCUCAAGUUCAACAACUCCAGGAAGUAUGUCUCCAUCACUGUGCCCUCUAAAACCCAGACAAUGUCACCGCACAUCAAGUCAGUUGAGGACGUCGUGGUGCUGGGCAUGAACCUCAGCAAGUUUAACAAACUCACACAGUUUCUUAUAUGUGUUGCUGGAGUUUUUGUAUUUUACCUAAUUUAUGGAUACUUACAGGAGCUCAUCUUUUCAGUGGAUGGCUUUAAGCCUUAUGGCUGGUACCUUACCUUAGUGCAGUUUGCCUUCUACUCCAUAUUUGGCCUAAUAGAGCUCCAGCUCACUCAGGACAAAAGAAGAAGAAUACCAGGAAAAACCUACAUGAUAAUAGCUUUUCUAACUGUGGGUACUAUGGGCUUAUCAAACACUUCCUUGGGCUACCUGAAUUACCCAACCCAAGUCAUCUUCAAGUGCUGCAAACUGAUUCCUGUUAUGCUAGGAGGAGUUUUUAUUCAAGGGAAGCGGUACAACCUUGCAGAUGUGUCUGCUGCAGUGUGCAUGAGCCUUGGCCUGAUCUGGUUUACCCUUGCUGACAGCACAAUUGCACCAAACUUUAAUCUUACAGGUGUGAUGCUUAUCUCCCUGGCGCUGUGUGCAGAUGCUGUCAUUGGGAACGUUCAGGAGAAAGCUAUGAAGCUACACAAUGCUUCCAACUCUGAAAUGGUUUUAUAUUCGUACUCAAUUGGUUUUGUGUACAUUUUGUUGGGAUUGUCAUGUACAAGUGGACUGGGCCCGGCUGUGGCAUUUUGUUCAAAGAACCCUGUUCGGACUUAUGGCUAUGCCUUCCUGUUUUCCCUCACUGGAUACUUUGGAAUCUCCUUUGUUCUGGCCCUCAUUAAAAUCUUUGGCGCUCUUCUGGCUGUAACAGUGACAACAGGAAGGAAAGCAAUGACCAUUGUCCUGUCCUUUCUGUUCUUUGCUAAGCCGUUCACAUUUCAGUAUGUAUGGUCUGGCUUAUUAGUUGUCCUUGGCAUAUUUCUCAAUGUUUACAGCAAAAAUAUGGAUAAAAUAAGAUUGCCAUCGGUGUACAAUGUGAUAAAGAAAGUCACGGACAUGAGAAAAUCAAGGACGUUGGCACAGACUGUGUAGGAACUGUGUUCGCCUAUUUAAAAUAAAACUCUAAGGGAA
Molecule: messenger RNA, 1494 nt
Organism: Mastomys coucha (southern multimammate mouse)
Lineage: Eukaryota; Metazoa; Chordata; Mammalia; Rodentia; Muridae
Gene: Slc35b3
Product: solute carrier family 35 member B3
Exons: 10
Coding region: 214-1455 (413 amino acids)
Biological process (GO): transmembrane transport
Cellular component (GO): endoplasmic reticulum membrane; Golgi membrane
Molecular function (GO): 3'-phosphoadenosine 5'-phosphosulfate transmembrane transporter activity
Source: RefSeq, a predicted model, not a curated record